GUGCACAGAGAGCGGUUCCAUAAUAUAAACAUCGAGAGUAGCUCCCUCUUUUUUCUCGCGUACGAUUUUGGUUGUCCACUGCCAUUGUGGAUUCGCUGCUCCAACACAUGAGCCCUGUGACGAGGUCUGGGACUGCGCGAUGUGACCAACCGGCUCUCACGGAGACUCCUCAGAAUGGUCUCCUAUAUCGAGCGACCGCUCUUGGCUGACAGUCCGAAACCCUCGAAGAACUUCUCGUCGAGCUCAUGCUCUUUUCGGAAAGGUUCCGUUCUAUUUGUGCUCGCAGUAGUCUUCUGUGGGCUACUCGCGGGGAAUCUGUACCAAGGCUUCCUCCUGGAGCGGAACCGACCCUUAAUAAAACUGAGGGCCAGAGAGCGUUCCUUAGGCGAGCGCAACCCUCAAGCGAACAACACAGUUUAUAAUCUGCAGUUGGGUAAGGACGUCCUAGUGUUCCUUCAGAUCCAGAACGCCGGAGCAAAUUUCUUCGAGAAACAUCUCAUCGAAGACCUCGACCUCGAGAGGCCCUGUGCUUGUGUGAAGCGACCGAGUCGGAAGCAAUGCCGGUGUUUGGAUCCCGUCACCCACAGUCCCUGGUUGUUCAGUCGACUCAGUGCCGGUUGGCGGUGCGGAGUUCACCCGGACUGGACAGAGCUGAAUGGAUGCGUCGACCGCGUCCUUGACGAAAUCAGAGGAAAACCGAUCAAACGACGGUAUCUGUACAUCACAAUCCUCCGAGAUCCCGUGCGAAGAUUCCGGAGCGAGUGGCAACACUUUGUUGAGCAAAGAGGCUCGCGACCGUCGCGCCAUCUCUGCGGCGGUCACGAGUACUCACUGCCCGAUGUGAAGAACUGUUUCGCCGGACGAGAUCCAUCCACUGUUACUUUAGAAGAAUUUGCUCUAUGUGAAAGCAAUUUAGCACUCGACCGCCAGACGAGAAUGUUGGCCGACCUUCAACUUGUGAAUUGUUACGACGAAACCGUCAACAGGAGUCACCGUGACAUGAUACUUCUGCACAGCGCGAAGAGCAAUCUCCAUCGCAUGGCGUAUUUUGGUUUAUCCGAAUUUCCCAAUAUCUCGCAGAAAAUGUUCGAGAGCGCCUUCGAUCUCCACUUUGUAACACAGCCCAAUCACCGAUUGAAUCGUCUUUCCAACUAUUUGAAAAACUCAAAUAGAGCCUCAGCGUUCGAAGGCGUGGUUCGGGAAGCGAACCACCUCGACGUGCAGUUGUACGAGUACGCCAAAGAAUUGUUCUUCGAACGCUUCCACGAAACGUUCAAGGAUAAAAAUGAACCGAGCACUGGUUUCGACGCUCAAUCCCAGGAGGCCGAAGAUCCUGAUUGGGCCGAUGGAGAAGAUAUUUUCGUGGAUCGCUAGCUUUCACUUUCGUCGAUUCCUCGCGUUAUCCAAUCACUUCUUGAAUGCAGGCCUUACAAGUGCCUUGCCCAUUUUUGACACGUUUUGUAUAUACACAUAUUUCACUCCGACUACAGUGAUCGAGCAGCAAUAAUGAAUCGUCCACUCAGACUUGAGCAUGGCCACGCGUUUUUUUGUCAGGCAGACGAUUUUCAGCUCUUUCAAUCAUGGAGAUAUUGUAAGAGGAUGAACUCUCUCCGCUACAUGACUUCUUGAAUGAUGUGCGAGUGAGUGAGGGAGACUAGGUGUUGACCUCAGCUUUAUCAAGAGAAACGAAAUGUUGAGCUCGAGCGUUUUCUUGAGUCUCCCGAUAAUUCCUCGUAAUUCAAUUCGUCCGCUUCAAGCGUAAAUUAAUCUGGUGUGAUGCGUUGAGCCAUUUAUAUGAUACGGGUCGUGUACCGCCCUUGAUGGUUGCUCUCUCUCUUAUGUGACAGUUUUCGGUCUUUCAACUCCGACUUCAUAUUCUGAUAUUGUUCCUCCGGGUAUUGCUCCCGAAAAUAAAGUUUUCCU
Molecule: messenger RNA, 1923 nt
Organism: Galendromus occidentalis (western predatory mite)
Lineage: Eukaryota; Metazoa; Arthropoda; Arachnida; Mesostigmata; Phytoseiidae
Product: heparan-sulfate 6-O-sulfotransferase 3
Exons: 5
Coding region: 175-1374 (399 amino acids)
Cellular component (GO): membrane
Molecular function (GO): heparan sulfate 6-sulfotransferase activity
Source: RefSeq, a predicted model, not a curated record